AUGAGCGAGCUGGGCACUCAGAAGACUGGUGACGGCACUGUUUCUCGCUUGCUCAAUGUGGUGGAAAGUGAGCUUCAGGCAGGGAGGGAAAAAGGUGACCCUACGGAGAAGCAACUUCAGAUCACCCUGGAGGAUGCUCCUCUCUGGCAGAGAUUCAAGGAAGUCACUAAUGAAAUGAUCGUGACCAAGAAUGGCAGACGAAUGUUUCCUGUCCUAAAGAUUAGCAUCAUGGGGCUGGACCCCAAUGCCAUGUACUCCCUUCUGCUGGACUUUGUCCCAACGGAUAGUCACCGCUGGAAGUACGUCAAUGGAGAGUGGGUGCCUGCGGGCAAGCCUGAGGUCUCCAGCCACAGCUGCGUCUACAUCCACCCGGACUCCCCCAACUUUGGGGCCCACUGGAUGAAAGCUCCCAUAUCCUUCAGCAAAGUGAAGUUGACCAACAAACUCAAUGGAGGUGGGCAGAUAAUGUUGAAUUCUCUGCAUAAAUAUGAGCCCCAGGUUCACAUAGUGCGUGUUGGGGGUGCCCACCGAAUGGUAAUGAACUGCUCCUUCCCUGAAACCCAGUUUAUAGCUGUGACUGCCUAUCAGAAUGAGGAGAUAACAGCUCUCAAAAUCAAGUACAACCCUUUUGCCAAAGCCUUCUUGGAUGCCAAGGAACGAAAUCACCUAAAAGAUGGUCCAGAGGCUGUCUCCGAGAGCCAGCACUUGGCCUAUUCUCACUUGGGAGGCUGGAUCUUUUCCAAUCCAGAUGGAGUGUGCACAGCAGGAAACACCAAUUACCAAUAUGCAGCUCCUCUGCCUCUGCCUGCUCCCCACACCCACCACGGCUGCGAGCACUAUUCUGGCCUCCGAGGACACCGGCAGGCUCCCUACCCUUCUGCCUACAUGCAUAGAAACCAUUCUCCCUCAGUGAAUUUGAUAGAAAGCACAAGCAAUAAUCUGCAAGUUUUGUCGGGACCUGACAGCUGGACGUCCCUAUCCUCCACACCCCAUGCCAGCAUCCUGUCUGUACCCCACACCAACGGACCGAUCAAUCCAGGGCCUAGCCCCUAUCCGUGCCUGUGGACCAUCAGCAAUGGUGGCGGGGGCCCCGCCGGACCAGGCCCAGAGGUGCAUGCCAGCACCCCAGGAGCGUUUCUCCUUGGGAACCCGGCUGUGACUUCACCCCCCUCUGUGCUCUGCACUCAAGCCCCCGCUUCGGCUGGUGUGGAGGUUCUCGGGGAGCCGUCGCUGACCAGCAUUGCUGUGUCCACCUGGACAGCGGUGGCCUCGCAUCCCUUCUCGGGCUGGGGUGGUCCAGGUGGGGGUGGGCACCAUUCUCCUUCCUCACUGGAGAGUUAG
This is a messenger RNA of Cynocephalus volans (Philippine flying lemur), 1341 nucleotides long. RefSeq names its product T-box transcription factor 19 (gene TBX19). Gene Ontology annotation, cellular component: nucleus. The transcript has 8 exons. The record is from RefSeq and is a predicted model, not a curated record. NCBI's taxonomy places the organism in Eukaryota, Metazoa, Chordata, Mammalia, Dermoptera, Cynocephalidae. Gene Ontology annotation, biological process: cell fate specification; regulation of transcription by RNA polymerase II; positive regulation of DNA-templated transcription. Gene Ontology annotation, molecular function: RNA polymerase II cis-regulatory region sequence-specific DNA binding; DNA-binding transcription factor activity, RNA polymerase II-specific. The coding region runs from base 1 to 1341 and encodes 446 amino acids.